AUGGACACAACCGUUGACUUCAGUCCCUACCGCGCCGAUGGCAAGCUUUAUCGUGGCCAGUACGGCUUCGUCUGCGUGGUCACAGGCGCUGCUCAGCCAGUCGGACGGGCCAUCAUCGAGGAGCUGGCAGCAUGCGACAAGACAGCCAGUGACGAGACGUUUAAGCCUCUCGUCACCAAGGUGCACCAAGAGCACCCAAACACCAAGAUCAUUCCCUACCCAUUCAACGUUGCCAAGGAAGAAGAGACUCUAGUUCUCAUUGACGAGCUUCUCAACGCCUUUGGGCGCCUCGACAUCUGGGUGUCAUCCGCAGGCCUGCUAGGGCCCCCGUCCAUCAACGAAACGACACCGGCCGACCUCCAGCGGUGCUUCGAGGCGCAUUCCAUGGCGCCCUUCUUCGCGCUCAAGUAUGCGCCCCCCGCCAUGGCUAAACUGACGGAGAAGCAAUCGUACCCGAACGCGGCGCCAAAGAGCCAAAAGUACGGCAGCAUCAUCGUCAUCAGCAGCGUGGCAUCGACGUACGGCGGGUGCUGGGGGCCGUGCUACACGAUGGCGGCCCACGCCGCGCUCGGUGUCGUGAAGGCCGGCGUUGCGGUGCUCAAAGGCUCGGGAGUGAGGAUCAACUGCAUUUCUCCGGGCCAGAUCGAUGUUGGUCUAGAUUUGAACGGGGUGAGAAUGCCCUACUUCACCAAGCUGAGCUGA
Messenger RNA from Colletotrichum fioriniae, 702 nucleotides. The record is from RefSeq and is a predicted model, not a curated record. NCBI's taxonomy places the organism in Eukaryota, Fungi, Ascomycota, Sordariomycetes, Glomerellales, Glomerellaceae.